Radiomyces spectabilis is the source of this 471-nucleotide messenger RNA. RefSeq lists its product as uncharacterized. The transcript has a single exon. Bases 44 to 343 code for a protein of 99 amino acids. NCBI's taxonomy places the organism in Eukaryota, Fungi, Mucoromycota, Mucoromycetes, Mucorales, Radiomycetaceae. The record is from RefSeq and is a predicted model, not a curated record.
UGAUUUCUGCAAACAUUCAGGUUACCAUUUCUUAUUUACCAAAAUGAAGUUCGCCGGUCUCGUCUUUUUGAUGGCUCUUUUGUGCUAUGUGGCCCAAGCCAAAUAUGUUUGCCACUGCAGCUCCAAGACCAACGUGUCUCUCCACAGCAAUGCUCUUACCAAGAAGUCUUACAACUAUGUUCAUACCAAGGUCUUGAACUGCCCUGGUGACAAGUUCCAGUCCAGCAACAUCAUUAUGGAUGGUAUCUCUACCUACGACACCGAUGGUAAAGCCUGUGCUCAAGCUUUCAUGAAGGCCUGCACCAGCUAUGGAGCCAAGAGAGGAUGGUGUGCUAAUUUGUAAAACACACAAAUACUAUCAUAAGUCAAUAAACGUCCAUUGUCAUUGACCUUGUCCUUAUGCUAAUUUUAUUGCCAUCACAAUGGUUGUCUUGUAAUAAUAACGUAUAUAGCCAUCAAUUUGCUGCCCAG